Messenger RNA from Mustela lutreola (European mink), 1428 nucleotides. It is a transcript of the gene TLCD1, whose product is annotated as TLC domain containing 1. The coding region runs from base 541 to 1284 and encodes 247 amino acids. Gene Ontology annotation, cellular component: plasma membrane. The record is from RefSeq and is a predicted model, not a curated record. The transcript is spliced from 4 exons. Lineage: Eukaryota; Metazoa; Chordata; Mammalia; Carnivora; Mustelidae. Gene Ontology annotation, biological process: membrane assembly; regulation of membrane lipid distribution; plasma membrane organization.
GGACCAGGGCUUAAAGGACGCGGGUGUGUGACGGGCCCCGCCCCGCUCUGCCCAGAAAGGAGUUGAGGGCGGAGAGAGAGUUCUCUCAGUACCCGCCGAGGCGGGGGAGCCGGUAGCCCCGGGAAAAGUGGGGACGCAGGUUAAUGAGGCCAAGCAACCGAGGCGGGACUCUGUCGGCCGUCGGGAGGCGCCAGCGAGGGGUGCCGCGGCGUCGCCGCCCCCCAGGACAGCCCCUUUUUCGCCCGAAGUCCGCGGAAGCGAGGCGGGGCCCAGAGGCCCCCGGGAAAUGGGGUUCUGGCCCUCGGUGCCGCGGCGGCGCCGGAGGGGCGGGGGCAGGCGGCCGGGGCGGGGCGGGGGUGGCUGGGGGCGGGGGCAGAGGCCGGCGGGGAGGGGACUGGAGGAGCUAGGGGCCUAGAGGGCUCCGCGAAAACUGUGCGAGGCUGGCGGCUGGCGUGCACUGGCCGGAGAGGAGCCCGGUUCGCGGAGCAGUCGGACGAGGCAGCGUAGGGGGCAGACAGACUGACUGCAGGGAGGGCCAGCAUGCCCCUACUGCUGCACCCCGCCCUGCCGCUGCUCCUGGGCGCCACGCUGACCUUCCGGGCCCUCCGGCGCGCGCUCAGCCGCCUGCCCCUGCCGGAGCACGUGCGCGCGGACCCCCUGCGCACCUGGCGCUGGCACAACCUGCUGGUCUCCUUCGCCCACUCCAUUGUGUCCGGGGUCUGGGCAGUGCUGUGUCUAUGGCAGACCCCCGAGAUGCUGGUGGAGAUUGAGACGGCAUGGUCGCUUUCUGGCUAUCUGCUCGCUUGCUUCUCUGCAGGGUAUUUCAUCCACGACACGGUGGACAUCGUGAUUAGUCGUCAAACACGAGCUUCUUGGGAAUACCUCGUUCAUCACGUUAUGGCCCUGGGUGCCUUCUUUGCAGGCAUCUUCUGGAACAGUUUUGUUGGUGGGGGUGUCCUAACAUUGCUGGUGGAAGUCAGCAACAUAUUCCUCACCAUCCGCAUGAUGAUGAAGAUCAACAAUGCCCAGCACCUCCUCCUGUACCGGGUCAACAAGUAUGUCAACUUGGUCAUGUACUUUCUCUUCCGCCUGGCCCCUCAGGCCUACCUCACCCACUUCUUCCUGCGUUAUUUGGGCCAGAGGACUCUGGGCACCUUUCUGCUGGGUAACCUGCUCAUGCUGGACAUCAUGAUCCUCAUCUACUUUUCCCGCCUCCUCCGCUCAGACUUCUGCCCUGGACAUGUCCCCAGCCAGCAACACAAAGACAAGUUUUUGACAGAGUGAGAGGACUGCAACUUGUGGAAAGAAGAGCAAACACCGCCAAGAACAGCCUCACCAUACAAGAGAAUUAGCCCCAAGUCUGGGGCAUCCUCUGAGGACAGGCUCUGCACCUAUUAUUGAAAAUGCUAAUGAAAGCACUCCUCUGAA